AUGAGGGGCUUGCUAGUGCUGCUUUGCGUGGUCGCGGCUGUUAGCGCAGUUUCGUUCUUCGACCUGGUCAAGGAAGAGUGGAACGCGUUUAAGAUGGAGCACAACAAAGAGUACGAGAGUGAGGUGGAGGACAAGUUCCGCAUGAAGAUCUACGCCGAGAACAAGCACAAGAUCGCGAAGCACAACCAGAAGUUCGCGCGGGGGCUCGUCACGUACCGUCUCAAGCAGAACAAGUAUGGUGACAUGUUGCACCACGAGUUCGUGCACACCAUGAACGGCUUCAACAAGACCGCCAAGCACAACAAAACACUGUACGGCAGCAAGGGUGCAGAAGUACGAGGCGCUAGCUUCAUCGCUCCAGCUAACGUGAAGUUCCCCGACCAGGUGGACUGGCGCAAGCACGGUGCAGUCACUGAUGUCAAGGACCAGGGCAAGUGCGGCUCUUGCUGGUCAUUCAGCGCGACGGGAGCGCUGGAGGGGCAGCACUUCCGCAGCAGCGGCUACCUGGUGUCUCUCUCGGAACAGAACCUCAUCGAUUGCUCCGCGCCCUACGGAAACAACGGCUGCAAUGGCGGCCUCAUGGACAACGCCUUCAAGUACAUCAAGGACAACCGCGGAAUCGACACUGAGCAGACCUAUCCGUACGAGGCCGUCGACGAUAAGUGCAGAUACAACCCGAAGAACGCUGGCGCAGAUGAUGUUGGCUUCGUGGACAUCCCUCAGGGAGAUGAGGAGAAGUUGAUGCAGGCUGUGGCCACGGUGGGCCCCGUGUCUGUCGCUAUUGACGCCUCGCAAGAGUCCUUCCAGUUCUACUCGGACGGUGUCUACUACGACGAGAACUGCUCCUCCUCCAACCUCGACCACGGGGUGCUGGUGGUGGGGUACGGCACGGACGAGGACGGCGGCGACUACUGGCUGGUGAAGAACUCGUGGGGCCGCUCGUGGGGCGCGCUGGGCUACAUCAAGAUGGCGCGCAACCGCGACAACCACUGCGGCAUCGCCUCCUCUGCUUCCUACCCGCUGGUCUAG
Messenger RNA from Parnassius apollo (apollo), 1029 nucleotides. The record is from the annotation of a GenBank genome assembly. NCBI's taxonomy places the organism in Eukaryota, Metazoa, Arthropoda, Insecta, Lepidoptera, Papilionidae.